CCCGGACGCAGCCUGCGAGUCUCACACCAUCACCAAGUGGCCUAAACCCCCCCUGUUCUGCCCCGGCUCGGCACUGUCAGGUGAUUGUCUCCCAGGAGAUUGAGGAAGAAGGAACCCCUGUCUGAAGAUGUGCGACGACGAAGAGAGCACCGCCCUCGUGUGUGACAAUGGCUCCGGUCUGUGCAAGGCAGGCUUCGCCGGGGACGACGCGCCCAGAGCCGUCUUCCCUUCCAUCGUCGGUCGUCCCAGGCAUCAGGGUGUGAUGGUAGGCAUGGGGCAGAAGGACAGCUACGUAGGUGACGAGGCCCAGAGCAAGAGAGGUAUCCUCACCCUGAAAUACCCCAUCGAGCACGGCAUCAUCACCAACUGGGACGACAUGGAGAAGAUCUGGCAUCAUUCCUUCUACAACGAGUUGCGUGUGGCCCCCGAGGAGCACCCUACACUCCUUACUGAGGCCCCCCUCAACCCCAAAGCCAACAGGGAGAAGAUGACCCAGAUCAUGUUUGAGACCUUCAACGUACCAGCCAUGUAUGUAGCUAUCCAGGCCGUGCUGUCCCUCUACGCCUCUGGCCGCACAACAGGCAUUGUCCUUGACUCUGGUGAUGGUGUCACCCACAACGUGCCCAUUUACGAGGGCUAUGCCCUUCCCCACGCCAUCAUGCGUUUGGACCUGGCUGGCCGCGAUCUCACAGACUACCUCAUGAAGAUCCUGACCGAGCGUGGCUACUCAUUCGUGACCACUGCCGAAAGAGAAAUUGUCCGUGACAUCAAGGAGAAGCUGUGCUACGUGGCUCUUGACUUUGAAAACGAGAUGGCCACCGCUGCCUCCUCCUCCUCCCUGGAAAAGAGCUACGAACUUCCUGACGGACAGGUCAUCACCAUCGGCAACGAGAGGUUCCGUUGCCCCGAGACACUCUUCCAGCCUUCCUUCAUCGGUAUGGAGUCUGCCGGUAUCCAUGAAACUACUUACAACAGCAUCAUGAAGUGCGACAUCGACAUCCGUAAGGACCUGUACGCCAACAACGUGCUGUCUGGUGGCACCACCAUGUACCCCGGUAUUGCUGACCGUAUGCAGAAGGAGAUCACCGCACUGGCCCCCAGCACCAUGAAGAUCAAGAUCAUCGCCCCACCUGAGCGCAAGUACUCGGUCUGGAUCGGCGGCUCCAUCCUGGCCUCCCUCUCCACCUUCCAGCAGAUGUGGAUCAGCAAACAGGAGUACGACGAAGCCGGCCCCUCCAUCGUGCAUCGCAAGUGCUUCUAGACAGCACCCCCCAGAACCGCUCCUCCUCCUCCUCCUCCUCCUCCUCCCUCUCUCUCCAUUCAUUCCUUCCUUCCAUCCAUCCUCCUCCUCCUCGUCUUCCAUGCCUCUUUCCAUCCCUCCCUCCAAGUCCUGUUACCCUCCCCCCAACCUCCCUCCAAACACUGCAUUGUUCACUCUGCAACCUCCCUUCCCUUUCGUUACUGUCUUGGUCUUCCCCCGUUGCCUGUAAACUGUGAAUGCAGAAUCCCUUCCACCCCAACCCUCCAUUCAACCCCUCCAUUCACCCCCCCCCCAUGUUAUCCUUCUGUGCUAUCUUUGCACUGCCCCUCACCUGUGUGAAUGUGUUUUUUGUCUUUCUCUCUUGUACUGAUGUUUUUAUUAUUUUUUUGUUUUGUCGAUUUGUUGUUGUUUUGGACAAAUAAAACCGAACAAAAGAACAAGCUUGAAGGUGCUGCCGAACAGAAAUUGUCGGGGACUGUGUUUUUUUUUUCCUGUGUGGUGGUGGUGGUGGUGGUGGUGGGGAUGUGGGGGGAUGUUCGAAGUUGUGAAUUCAUCAUGACUUGAGUGAUAUGUGGCUUGGGUGGAGGUGUGAGGGGUGUGUGUGGGGGGGGGGGGGGUGGGGGGUUGUAGGAUGGGGGAUGUAAUUUUGGGUAGGCCCCAGUAUGGGGAUGAAAUCGGCCAACUCUUGCUUUAAAACUCUGGAUCAGGGACAUAGCGGUUACUGUUGUAGUAGUUCAGUACAGUUAUGAUUAUAAUGUUCAGGCAACUUGGCUUGUCGAUCCUGAAUGGAGCUUUUUGUUUUUUGCUCUUGGACCCCCCCUUGUGUUCCUGUACCCACACUGCAUCCCUGCCGCUUUUUUCCCUGUUAAGAGGUUGUACUGAAAGUCUUGCAAACAUGUUCUUCCAUCACUGUAAGCCUCUUGAGUUUGAGAAGAAGGCAGUUCUGUGAGGUGUUGUCAUUCUGAUUGCCCCAGGAAAAAAAUCUAACAAACAACAAUAAAAGCUCUGCUGAAAAGGAA
Engraulis encrasicolus (European anchovy) is the source of this 2280-nucleotide messenger RNA. RefSeq names its product actin alpha 2, smooth muscle (gene acta2). The transcript is spliced from 9 exons. The coding region runs from base 128 to 1261 and encodes 377 amino acids. NCBI's taxonomy places the organism in Eukaryota, Metazoa, Chordata, Actinopteri, Clupeiformes, Engraulidae. The record is from RefSeq and is a predicted model, not a curated record.